AUGGGCUUGGUUCAAUUUGAAGACGGAAAUGUCAUCUACUAUCCAUAUGUCCCCUCGGCCGGCGCUGGGUAUGCUUUUCUGGUCUUAUUCGGCCUGGUAACCCUGGUUCAUAUCGUGCUCAUGUUCAAAACACGAACAUGGUAUUUUAUUCCCAUGAUACUGGGUGGUAUAUGCGAAACUUUUGGAUAUUACGGACGAGGUUGGGCUGGUAGUGAGCCCAAUAGGCCUGGACCUUUCAUGCUACAACUCAUGCUCAUCCUUGUCGGACCUGUCUUCAUUGCAGCGACCAUCUACGUCACCCUCGGCCGAUACAAGCAAAUGAUGCUAAACGAACCGACGCGCCGCUGCAGCCCAACUUCAUUCUUUAUACUCACCGACAUCAUUGCGUUUUGCACUCAGAUUGGUGGAUCUCUAGUGCAAGUGACAGGCAAUCUUAAAAUCAUGAAGAUUGGCGACAAAGUUGUUCUGGGAGGGCUUAUAUUCCAACUCUGUGUUAUGGCUGUCUUUCUUGCCUUAAUCAUAAGAUUCUACAGGCUGGCUCACCGCACUAUCCUUCUCCGUGGACGCUGGCGUUGGGCCAUCAUCAUGCUGGCAGUCUCCAUUGUGGUUAUCUGGGUCCGCAAUUUGGUUCGAGUAAUCGAGUUCGGGCAAGGAUUUCAUGGGUUUGUCAGUCAGAACGAGGCUAUGCUGUACAUAUUUGACGCGUUUCCGAUGAUUUCGGUGAUGAUCCUGUUCAUUAUCUUUCAUCCUUGA
Messenger RNA from Clonostachys solani, 753 nucleotides. Lineage: Eukaryota; Fungi; Ascomycota; Sordariomycetes; Hypocreales; Bionectriaceae. The record is from the annotation of a GenBank genome assembly.